Acanthamoeba castellanii str. Neff is the source of this 546-nucleotide messenger RNA. RefSeq lists its product as uncharacterized. The annotation marks the transcript as partial. The transcript has a single exon. The record is from RefSeq and is a predicted model, not a curated record. NCBI's taxonomy places the organism in Eukaryota, Discosea, Longamoebia, Acanthamoebidae.
CGACGACGACAACGCGGCCGAGGUCCGGCUUCCAGCAGCAGCAGCCGCGCCAGCGAGGAGGCCCGAGAAGACGAGGAGCUGGAGCAGGAGCAGGAGGAGGUGCCCGGGCGCGAGAAGGCCAAGCCACGAGCGCCGGUGGACAGGCGCGCCCUGGGGCUGGUCGACUGGUCGUUCCUGGUGGCGGAGGCGCUCGACAGGGAGGAGACCGGCGAGAAUGCCGUCAGUAGGGGAGUCAAGCGCCGGGCGCCGGACAACGAACGAACGGACACGACGACGACGUUCGAACGAAGCUUCGUGAUCGACGACCUGGGCAGAACGGAGGAGAAGAAGGUGAAGGUGAGAUCCACGCCUGUCAGGAAGAGGCGCUACGUCGUGGAGGAGGACUUGGAAGAUGGGUCGGGUCAGGGCAAGCUGCUGGACUCGUCAUCUGAUUCGCUGAUGUCUUCGCGCGGACUGACGAUCGAUUCGCUGCUGGCCGACCUCGCGGCGGAAGGAGACGAAGAGCGGCGGCUGAAGCAGCUGCUUGGCGGCGUGGACUCCCUAUAA